Messenger RNA from Acinonyx jubatus (cheetah), 1014 nucleotides. RefSeq names its product beta-lactoglobulin-2. The coding region runs from base 1 to 1014 and encodes 337 amino acids. Lineage: Eukaryota; Metazoa; Chordata; Mammalia; Carnivora; Felidae. The transcript is spliced from 8 exons. The record is from RefSeq and is a predicted model, not a curated record. Gene Ontology annotation, molecular function: small molecule binding.
AUGAAGUGCCUCCUGCUCGCCCUGGGCCUGGCCCUCGUGUGUGGCCUCCAGGCCGCCACCGUCCCCCUGACCAUGGAGGACCUGGAUAUAAGACAGGUGGCUGGGACGUGGCACUCCAUGGCCAUGGCGGCCAGCGACAUCUCCCUCCUGGACUCGGAGACCGCCCCUCUGAGAGUGUACGUCCAGGAGCUGAGACCCACGCCCCGGGACAACCUGGAGAUCAUUCUGCACAAGUGGGAAAACCACGCAUGCAUCGAGGGGAACAUCAUGGCCCAGAGGACCGAGGACCCAGCCGUGUUCACGGUCGACUACCAGGGGGAAAGAAAGAUCUCCGUGCUGGACACUGACUACACCCACUACAUGUUUUUCUGCAUGGAGGCCCCAGCGCCUGGCAUGGAGAACGGCAUGAUGUGCCAGUACCUGGCCAGGACCCUGAAGGCCGACAACGAGGUCAUGGAGAAAUUCGACAGAACCCUCCAGACUCUGCCCGUGCACAUCCGGAUCAUCCUGGACCUGACCCAGGGGAAGGGCCCCGACCUCAGGGCCGGCUGCCCCUCCCGCCAGGCCCCUCCGGCCACCGCCAUGGUUACCUGGAAGCCAGCAAAACCGGAAGCCGCUGCCGCCGCUGCUGCCGCUGGGGACACUUUCAACAGGACCCGGGGUCUCCGACAGAAGAGGCAGAGUGACCGGGGAGCAGCCGGAGGUCACCCGGCACACGGGACACCAGGAGCAUCACAGCCCGAGGGAGAAGACGACGAGAGGGCGCCCCAUGGACAUUCGCGGGACGGCGGACAUUCCCGCUACCGCAGCACCAACCACACCUCCUCGGGCAAAGGAAACUGCUCUGAGGUGCUGCUGGACGCCCACCUCACCCGGACCGUUCCAGAUCCUCCACCGACAGGCAGCAAGAAUGUCCACCCCACCCUGCCUGGCUUCAAGGCCACUCCUCAGAGUUUCAACAGACACCCCCACGUCCGGGGUCAGAGCCUCCCCCGGGAGCGGCAGCCGCACUGA